UCGCUCCACUCGGGUGUACGCGUCAAUUGAAUUUCGAAUAUAGACUUGUUCGCGCGCUUUUUGUUUUGACAGCAGAACUUUUUUUUCUAUUGACAGAUAUUCUUUCGUACCAGUUUUUUGUGUAAUGUUAAACUAUGAAAUAGCUAAAUCGAUUAAAAAUUAAUUAUUAUUUUAUUAAUUAAAUUAUACAUUUCAGUGCUGGAUUGUGAUUGUGUUAUUGUUUGGAUUUAGUAAUUUUUUUGAUGGAUUUUGAAUUGAACAAAACAGGCUUUUCAAUGUUGCCAUAUGGCUGUAACACAUAAUUCAAAAUGGCAGCAACAGAUACAGCCGGUGUUAAUCUCAAUAAGGACAAGAUUGAUGAUCUUGAAGAGAAGAUAACAGAGAUUGUAAUCAGAGGAAUGAAAUUCAGUACGUCAAGGGUAACGAGUAGGAAGGCAAAUCCAUUGUUCCUUUUGCUGCGAUUAUUGAUUAGCUAUAUCACAAUAGCCAAGCAUUGUAUGGCGUUGAUCUUAUUAAUGCACGCAGUGAAUGCGUACAGUCCGCAGAAAUUUGCUAUCGAACCGCAGGAUCAGAGUGCGGUGCUCGGGUCAAGGGUAACUUUGCCGUGUAGAGUUAUUAACAAAGCUGGUCAACUUCAGUGGACAAAAGAUGACUUUGGUCUUGGAACUCAUCGCCAUUUGACAGGAUAUGAGAGGUACAAAAUGGUUGGGAGUGACGAGGAAGGAGACUAUUCAUUGGAUAUCAGUGACGUCACUAUUGAUGAUGACGCCAACUACCAGUGCCAAGUCAGCACGGGACCGAAAGGAGAAUUAGCUAUACGGUCGAAAUAUGCUCGUCUUACCGUGUUAGUUCCUCCCGAACCACCGAAAAUUUUGAAAGGACCUACGAUAGAGGCUGUUGAAGAUAGGGAAAUUAUGUUGGAAUGUGUAUCAGUGGGGGGAAAGCCAGCAGCUGAAAUAACCUGGGUUGAUAGUGAGGGUAAUGUCCUUAACCAGGGAGUUACUUACACUAUAGAACAGAUGUCAGACGGCAGGAGGUUUAUUGCUAGGUCCGUCUUGCACCUUCGUCCUCGCAGACAGCACCACUCCCACACGUAUACUUGCCAGGCGCAAAAUACCGCAGACAGAGCGUAUAAGGCCGCCAGUGUCGUACUAAAGGUACAAUAUGCACCUAAAGUAAGAGUUGUCGUGAGAUCAAGACCAAACGGUAAAAUACAGGAAGGAGACACUUUAGUCGUAGGAUGUCAAGCCACUGCUAACCCAAGUAACGUAACUUACAAAUGGUACAUAAACAACGACCAAGUACCAACAGCAAGGAAUAAUGAGUUGAUAAUUACGAAUGUCUCUCGAAAGCACAACGAAGCUACAAUCAAAUGCGAGGUUCAGAAUGAAGUUGGCAGCAGUGCCGAUUCUAAAUCACUAGACGUAUCCUAUGGUCCAGCGUUUAAAGUUAAACCUCGAAACGCGGAAGGUGACAUCGGAUCCGUGGUAACUCUAACAUGUUCGAUAGAAGGUCACCCGCAACCAAAACUUCUGUGGUUAAGAUACCAACAAGAUAGAGUCAUUAGGGUAGGUAAAUCGUCGAAUUUAACAAUAACAAUAAACAAAGAAACGGCUGGUCAAUAUUGGUGCAGAGCGAGCGUAGAAGGCUAUCCAGAUAUAGAGUCACCUGCUAUGGUCUAUGUCAAAGGUCCUCCAAGAAUUAUUUCUAAUCAAACUCAAUAUGGCGUAGAAGGUGGUAGUGUGAGGAUCGAGUGUGUAGCUUUUUCUGUCCCCAAACCUGAUUACAUUAUAUGGUCAUUUGGUGGCAAUGAAAUAAACUCAUUUCACAAUCAUGAAUAUGCGUUUCUUGAAGAGUCUCUACCAGAUGGUUUAACCAAAUCUUCUCUUGUUAUAAGAGAGAGCGAAACAAAACACUUUGGCAGCUACAAUUGUAGCGUUUCUAAUGCCUACGGACUUGACAGUCUGGAAAUACAUCUUAUACCAGACAAAACGAUGCCUUUAAUAAUAUUUGUUAUCGGCGGCUCGGGAGUGACGAUACUUAUUUUGAUCAUUAUGUUAAUUGUGAUGCUAUGUCACAAGAACUCGAAUAAGAAAGAAAAGGACGAAAACGUUACAGAAAUAUCAAAAGAAGAUAAAUUCAAAGAUGGUGACAGUUCGAACAUAAGUGACUUAAAACUGGAAUUAAGACAAGUAGAAGUAAACUGUGAAAUGGAUCCAUCAACCGGGCCUGAUUUGGACAUGCGUUCAGCUCUUCAACUAACCAGCAAUCUCGGGUUACCGCUGGCAGGAGCUGUGCACGAUCACGUGUAUAGGUACAGUGACGAAUUCAAUGUUCAUGGAUUUAAGAAUCACGAUCAAACUAAAGGCUACGUCCCAUACGUCGACUACUCUAGAGAUUACGCUCCUCCCACUAAUGAUUCGAUGACUGGAUCUUUAUCCAGAAGCACUGAUGAGUCCACUUAUCAGAGUCACUGCGGAUCUUUGAAUCGCCAAGAGAGCUGUGGCAGACUAGGAGGAUUGGUAGGACCGGAUGUAAUACCGAUGGCAAAUUCAGGAGUGGUUAUGACAGGAGUCGACGUAAGAUAUGCGGCGACUUAUGGCAAUCCUUAUUUGAGAAGCAAUGGAGUUGGUUACGUUCCACCAGUUGCUAAUUCUUCGAAAAACGCACCACCUCCUUAUUACACGCUGCGAAAUACAAAUCAACAACCCAGUCCGUCUAUGUCUUCGUCAAUAACGAAUUCUUUUACCAGCCAGAUCACAUCUUUACCUAAUAAUGCUCAACCACAAGUGCCUAAAACGCCGCCAACGACUUCCAUGUACAUUUUGCAGAAUGGACAAAACUCUAUGAAUUCAUCAAUUAUAUCAACCAAAGGUUCCGGAACUCACGUGUAAAUGAAAGCAUAAAUAUUCUUUGUUCGUUGGAGCAUUGAUACUCAAAAGCCUAAAUGAAAGCUUUAAGUAAAGAUAUCAAAGAUAUUAAUGUCAAAGAAAAAUUGUCUUAAGAAGUUGAUGGCGUCUACGUUAGUUAGACAAGAAGAUAAAAGGGUAACAAUAAUACGUAUAUUCCUUCCAGCCAAAUUGAAACAGAUGAAUAUUAAUGUUUUUGUAAUCAUAAGAAAUUUAAAAUUAUGUCUUAAUUUAAUUUAAAAUAUGAUAUACCAUUUAGAUUCAAAUUUUAAUUUUCUUGACGCACUUGUGAAUAAAAUCUCUAUUUGUUCAAAGUUAUUUUUCUUUAGCUUGUACAUUAGUUAUCUUUUUUUUUAACUUAAAAUAGUGUUAAAGUAUUUGUGGGUUUUAAAUAAUUUUAUAAUACAUAUUAAAUAAGACUGAUAUAUUAUUUUCCAUUACAAUUUAGAUCGUUUAUAGAUUUUUUUUUUAAAUUUCACGUAUGAUUUGGUUUUCAUAUAAUAAAUCAUCGGUGUAAUUAAAUUGCUUUUAUGUAUAAUUUUUUUUGAAUCUCGAGAAAACUUAUUAAAGAAUAGUGGAGUAUUUAUUAUUACUUUCCAUACAUACUAUUUCAUAAUUUUUUUUUUCAAAUCAUAAAAAUUUUGAAAAAGCUCUCGAAAGUUCCCGACUGAAGACUGGCUAUGUUUAAUUUUAAUAGUAAAUUAUUUAAGUGAAUGCCAAAAAAACUGUUAGAAAACAUAAAAUACGAUAGCGAAUAAUAUAAGUAUGUAAAUAAAUUUAUUGAAUUACUUGAACUAGAUUUAUGUAGCUUUAUGUGUUUGGAUUCUUAGAUAUGUUGAUUUGAUAUGAAGUGAAAAUAAAAGGAUUUUGACAAAUA
Molecule: messenger RNA, 3786 nt
Organism: Danaus plexippus (monarch butterfly)
Lineage: Eukaryota; Metazoa; Arthropoda; Insecta; Lepidoptera; Nymphalidae
Product: irregular chiasm C-roughest protein-like
Exons: 22
Coding region: 309-2894 (861 amino acids)
Biological process (GO): cell-cell adhesion
Cellular component (GO): cell-cell junction
Molecular function (GO): cell adhesion molecule binding
Source: RefSeq, a predicted model, not a curated record